GGAUGGUAAUUACAAGCAAUAUGUUAACCAGUACACCACUCAGACUCUUGCCUUAAAUAAACAUCAACAUAAUGAAGAGCGGGACAAGCGGCGUUACUUAUCUCAUAAGUUCAGCCUUACCAACCUUAGUGAGUUCAAAUGGAAUGGAACAACAAAUGGUAACAAGAUCAUGACUGUUUCUACUCUAAGAUUGAGCCUGGCGCAACUAGAGAGCAGUUUAGCAUCUCCAUUUCUUCAUCCGAAUUGGCAGCUUCAUCGUCAGUCAUGGUUAAAAGCGUUGCACCAUUGUACCAAGCCUGAGGACUUCUCUCUAGCCUUGACAAUACUGGUGCAUGUAAUUAAACCUGUACUGUUGUUACCUGUUUGGCAUGAAGCACUUGGUCAUGUUCGAUUUAAACGCAUCACAUCAUUAGAUCGAGAAGAAAUGAAGAAAAAGGAAAGAGAACAGAAGAAAUUAACUGAGGAAGAAUUGGCCAGACCGGUUAUAUGGAUCAAAUACACUCUUGGGCUUAAGCACCAGGUAUUGUCAUUUUAAUACUUAAUUAGUCCCCUACCUGUUUAAUCGGACGGGUCUUUAGGUUUACCCUCCAAUCGUUUGUGUGUCUGUCUGUCCCUUUGAUAAUGCAAAAAGAACUGAAAGUAUUUUUAUGAAACUUGAAAUAUUCGCAGAUGGCAGUCUGGAGAUUAUGCACAUCUGUUUGUUAUGCCACUGCAGCAUUAUUCUGCUAUGUGGUGGCAUAAUAGCAAUUUGUGUAUGCGUGGUUGCCCGAGUGCGUGCGUGUGUGUGUGUGAUUAUAUAGUGAACUUAAAAAUUGCUUGUCCAAUUUCAACUUAACUUGGCAAGAUUGUUCCUUGGAUGUAGGUGUUCCAAAGUUGUUUAAAGAAUUUGAUUCCAUGCAGAAACCAAAAAGAAUUGUAAUAAAAACUUUAAAAUAUCUUCUUGUAAAGACCCAUUUGGCCUAAAGCAUAGAUAAUUUGCAUAAGCCAUAGUCUGUUGAACAUCAACCAAGAUUGUUCAAAUUAUAGCCCUGCGGUCAUUGAUUUUUGGCUGUGAAACACAGGUGAAAACCCGGGUUUUAGUAUGGUGAAUGUUGGGCGGGCGGGGAAAAACUUUUCGUAACAGUUUUCUCAGCAACUACUUAUCACAGCCUCUUGAUAUUUGGCAUACACCUUUGACACAUGGUCCCAUACUGUGGGAUUCUAUUUCAGGUCUGUCGCUCAUCCACUUCCUUUUUAUCGACUUAUUGGGCAAUGGUAGGAAAUUUUCGUAACAGUUUUCUCAGCAACUACUUAUCACAGCCUCUUGAUAUUUGGCAUGCAGCAUUGACACAUAGUCCCAUACUGUGGGAUUCUAUUUCAGGUCUGUCGCCAGGGCCCUCGAUCAACCAAAUCUGCGGCCGAUUAUCGGCCGCAGUCCCCCACCAAAAUGGUAUGUUUUUUUCCCCUAACAGAGGUAAAAAUUC
This is a messenger RNA of Ruditapes philippinarum (Manila clam), 1463 nucleotides long. Its product is annotated as nucleosome-remodeling factor subunit BPTF-like. Lineage: Eukaryota; Metazoa; Mollusca; Bivalvia; Venerida; Veneridae. Gene Ontology annotation, cellular component: NURF complex. Gene Ontology annotation, molecular function: RNA polymerase II cis-regulatory region sequence-specific DNA binding. Gene Ontology annotation, biological process: regulation of transcription by RNA polymerase II. The coding region runs from base 170 to 535 and encodes 121 amino acids. The transcript has 2 exons. The record is from RefSeq and is a predicted model, not a curated record.